Brienomyrus brachyistius is the source of this 4521-nucleotide messenger RNA. RefSeq names its product follistatin-related protein 5-like. Bases 312 to 2858 code for a protein of 848 amino acids. The record is from RefSeq and is a predicted model, not a curated record. Gene Ontology annotation, molecular function: protein binding; calcium ion binding. Gene Ontology annotation, biological process: regulation of BMP signaling pathway; multicellular organism development; cell differentiation. Lineage: Eukaryota; Metazoa; Chordata; Actinopteri; Osteoglossiformes; Mormyridae. The transcript has 18 exons.
AAUGUCGCAUAUGACAAGGUCACUCUCUCGACACCUAAUAGCUUGCCAUUUUCUUAAUAACGAUUAAUUAGCAACUUAGAUGCAAAGAAGAUGGAAAAAUAGCGAUGAACCCAGAACUCUGAACUCAGAACACUUUAUUAGAAGCAGAACAUGCUGGAGGGGAAAUAAGAUCUGAUUGGCAAAGACGAGGAGAAGAUUACAGCUCUUUGCCAGCAGACAAGGGGAACAGUUGAUAAUCGUCAUUUCAGAAAUGCCUUUGGUCAUUUGAACGCGACUGAAUCGAUGUACAUGGAUGAGAAGAGCACAGGGAAAUGCCAAUGAGGGCACACGCAUGGUGGAGAGCGCUGUCGUUGCUGGGAGUCUUGUUUCUGGGCACCAAGGGGAGACCAAGCGAAGACGGAUAUGGGUUGAAAGGCAACCAGCCACUAGUGAGGCUCCGGCAUAAGCAGGAAGGUAGUCCAGAGGGAUUGCAAAUAAAAGGAUCUCUGGAGCACGACGGACACCGGGGACCCUGCGAACAUAAAUACUGUGGCCUGGGAAGGCACUGCGUCGUGGACCGUGAGACGGGCCGGGGAGAAUGCGCGUGCAUGAGGCACUGCAGGCCGCAUUACAAGCCCGUGUGCGGCUCCGACGGCAGCCUCUACGAGAACCACUGCGAGUUGCACCGCGCCGCCUGCCUGAAGAAGCUUAGGAUCUCCGUGGUGCACGGCGAGGAGUGCUUCUACAAAGAUGAUAAAUGCAGGCCAAGUGGCUACAGGGAGCUGCGGAAUAAGGUCCUUGACCUGCAGAUGCAGAGGCAGACGAGAAGGGGCAAACGGCAGCGGAACGAGGACGCGAUGACAUCGAGGAAACAGCUGGUGGAGAGCAUGUUUGAGGACUUCGACGCAGAUAACAAUGAACUGGUGGACAGCAACGAGUUAUCACAGAUCAUCAGGCAGGAAGGGUUGGAGUUGUCCGACUGCACCCUCUUUGAUCUCCUCAAAUACCACGACGACGACGACGACGAGCGCUUGACAAAGGAGGAAUUCUUCACAGCGUUCGAAGUUCUUCAGCUCAGUCUGCCCGACGACCAGAAAGUUACUGUCACCACAGCAACCGUGGGCCAGAGCGUGGUGCUAACUUGCUCUAUUGUUGGAAUGCCAAGGCCUCGUAUUGUCUGGAAACGCAACAACCGCAUCUUAAAUACGCUGGACCUGGAGGAUAUGAAUGACUUCGGAGAUGAUGGAUCUCUGUAUAUAACCAAAGUGACCACGAUGCACAUGGGGAACUACAGUUGCCAUGCCGAUGGCUACGAGCAGCUCUCACAGACGCUUGUUCUCCAAGUAAAUGUUCCUCCAGUGAUCCUGGUGCACCCAGAGAGCCAGGCCAGGGAGCCGGGCGUCACGGCCAGCCUGCGGUGCCACGCCGAGGGGAUCCCCAAACCGCAGCUCUCCUGGCUGAAGAACGGCAUGGACAUAGCAACAAAGCUAUCCAAGCAGCUAACUCUGCAAGCGAACGGGAGCGAGGUGCACGUGAGCAACGUUCGCUACGAGGACACGGGAGCGUACACAUGCAUCGCCCGGAACGAGGCUGGGGUGGACGAGGACAUCUCCUCGCUGUUUGUGGAGGACUCGGGCAGGAAGACAUUGGCAAACAUUCUAUGGCGUGAAGAAGGCCUGGGAAUUGCCAAUAUGUUCUAUGUGUUUUACGAGGAUGGGAUUAAAGUCAUUCAGCCAGUGGCGUGUGAAAUCCAGAGACACAUAAAACCCAGUGAGAAGCUGCUGGGUUUGCAGGAGGAGGUUUGCCCAAAGUCAGAAAGUUUUGCAGGACAGAAAUGCAUCUGGACGUCAGCGGUGAAUGUCAAGGACAAGUAUAUUUAUGCCACUCAGCCAACCUUGAACAGAGUCCUCGUUGUAGACAUUCAAUCACAAAAGGCCGUCCAGACAGUGAGCACCGAUCCGGUCCCGGUGAAACUGCACUACGACAAAUCCCACGACCAGGUCUGGGUUCUUAGCUGGGGCGACAUGGAGAAGACAGCACCUACUCUACAGGUGAUCAAUCAGGCCAGUGGGAGUAUAUCCCAUCACACCAUCCACACACAGCCCGUCGGCAGGUGCUUCGACAAGGUGGAUGAUUUCUUCAUCCCGAGGACCACCCUCAUCAUCAAUCAUGUCAGGUUUGGAUUCAUCCUUCACAAGAAUGAAGCAGCGCUUCACAAGAUCGACCUGGAGACGAUGUCCACUGUGAAGAAGGUUUCCCUGAAGGAACACAGUUGCAUUCCCAAGGCCCUCGCCUACACACACCUGGGCGGCUACUACUUCGUGAACUGCAGGCAUGCUGUGACGGGAGCCUCCAGACCACAGCUCAUUCUGGACGGGAUCACCGAUUCUGUUAUCGGCUUCAACCGAGACGUCAGCGGCACCCCUUAUGUCUCUCCGGACGGGCGCUACCUGGUCAGUGUCGACGACGAGGGAGGCCUCAUGAGGAUCCAGUCCAUCACGGUCAGGGGAGAAAUCCAGGAACCCUUCGACAUCCACACCAACCUACACGUCUCUGACGUGGCAUUCCAGCCGUCCUUCACCGAGGUCCACCAGUACCACGUGUUCGCCAGCUCGAGGCUACAGACCGACGUGCUGUAUGUGGAGCUGGCCAGCGGGCAGGUCAAGAUGAUCAAAAGCCUAAAGGAACCAAUGAGAGCUUCGGAGUGGCUCUGGAACAGGAAGAACCGAGCGAUCGUGGACAGCGGCCUGUUUGGACAAUACUUAAUGACUCCUUCACGGGAGUCUCUCUUCAUAUUGGACGGCAGAUUGAAUAAACUUAACUGUGAAAUUACUGAUGUCCCCAAGGGUAACACGAUCAUAUGGGUAGGGGAAGCGUAGAAAUUACAUUCUACUUAUUAAAAUUAUGGAUUUAACCAGCCUUGUAAUGUUUAAACUUAAGACCUAUACAAAAGCUGUAUUGAACUCUGGGUAUUCUACUAAAUCGAGAUUUGUAUCCGUGGCAACAAUUCAAAAAGCAUACAUAUUUAUAAUAAGAAAUUCCAAUAUUGUGAGGACAUAUUGCAAUAGUCUUGUUGAAAGAAAACCUCUGUUAACGAUAGUAAUUAUGGUGGAAAAUGAUUAAAUUAAAUAACCUACGAUACUAUGUCUAAAUAUUUCCUUAUUUUCCGCAGACCUAAAAGGAAAUCACAGUUAGAGAACUGAUCACUGUGCUCUAUUGCUUUUUGUACCUUGGAGGAAUACACCUUCAAGACGAAGAGCAAAUGAAACUAUUAUCCACAUUCGUAGGAACGGCAGUCCUAAGAUCAUCUUUCAGGUGCGAGAGGUCCAAUCAAAUCUGCCGGCACUGAGGCAGUACGAUCAUAACUAUAAAAUCAUUUCCUAGGCCGAGUUCAAUGAUCAAAAUAAUGCCAUUUCCUUUGAAGAUCACUUUGAGGCAUGUGACCUAAUCAAGAAUGUCGAUUACGGCUUUCAGACAGUUACGAUUUUGCAGCAACUUUUAACUUAAGUAUAAAAGAAAAUCGGAAAAUGAGUUCCGCUAAUAAAAAACUAAACUUACUACAAAAAACAAAAAGCAAUUAAAUGAGUCAUUUUCACAUGUUGUGCGAAGAUACAACUAAUAGCUAUUAUUUGAAAUUCGUGUCGGGGAAAUUUCGUUAACAUGGUGAAUUAAGGAAAGACUGAUGUAUCUAAAGUGUAAGAUUAAAAAAUGACUUGUUUGAUGGAAAGUAAACUGUCUAAACUGUUUAAAGGAACAUUUCAUCCAUUUGUAAGGUGUCUGUGCUGUGCUUUAUGAAGGAACCCAAGGUUUGUUGUAAAGCUUUAUUCUUAAGUGAAACUGAACGAAACAGACAUCAACAGACUAUGGUGGAGGGUCCUUCAUUUCAGUCUUAAAAGAAAAAAUCUAAGCACAGAACAUUUUCCGUUUGUGCUUCAUAUUCAAACCCUUUUCCUGGGUAGAUGUAUUCUAUGCAUUUUCAUUGUUUUAUCCUUACUGAAUGGUUUUUAUUUUUAUGAUUACUUUUUUUUUUCUUCGAAGGCACGAUACCAGUUUUAUGCCAUUUUAUUUUAGUUUAACAUUAAAUACUGAGGCUUUAAAACUGAGGUGAUCAUCCAAAACUAUUACACUUUUCUAAUCUUUUGUUUAAACUACACAGAGCUGCUCAGAUCCCACAGCUUUCUAAUCGCUAUCCUGUGAUAAAAACUUUUUUCUAGUUACGUUCUGUACAUAGACACUAAGUGGUCCUUUGACUAUCCUGCUCGUUAGUUUCCAUAAAUGUGUCUUAGUGUUUCUAAUUUAUAGGAACUAAAUUAGUUUCCUCUGUAAAGAUCGAAAACAAGAUUUUCCACCGUGACGCAGAUGAAACAGUUUCAGAUGCACAUGGGUGAGUGAAACAUUAUCUGCCGAAUUGUGACGUCACCUAUUAUAGCAUUGUCUGUUUUACAUUUAGUCAUGAGUGCUUAUUCAUGUGGUUGCUAUUUAUGUAGAAAAUUGCUUGAAAUUGGGGGGAAAAAAAAACAAUAAAACAUUACUUUUAAAACA